Lolium rigidum is the source of this 1288-nucleotide messenger RNA. Its product is annotated as B3 domain-containing protein Os12g0592300-like. Bases 119 to 1183 code for a protein of 354 amino acids. The transcript is spliced from 5 exons. The record is from RefSeq and is a predicted model, not a curated record. Lineage: Eukaryota; Viridiplantae; Streptophyta; Magnoliopsida; Poales; Poaceae. Gene Ontology annotation, molecular function: DNA binding.
CCUCAUCAAAGCGGCCUCUUCCCGUUAACAUCAAGGAGAAGAGUUCAGAUCUCAUCGGAGAAGCCAACAACUUCCCUCAUUCUUCUCCUUCCUCAGCAGCGACAGGGGAGAUCCGGAGAUGGUGGGUGAUGAGAAGGGAAGGUGCGUGAAGUGCAGGGAGUGGCAGGAGCACUACUUCUGGGAGCACAUGGAUUUGAGCAACAUCAGGUUCUUCAAGCUCAUGACUGGUGAUUUUCAGCAUCGCGUUAGCAUUCCAGAGAAGGUUGCCAACAAUUUCACCAGGCUUAUGGCCAAGGAAGGAUUCACCCUCAAAUCACCUAGCGGCGAGACAUGGUGCGUCGCCGCCGAAAAGAUUGCCGAUGAGCUGUUCUUUGUGUCAGGAUGGGAAGAAUUUGUCAAGGAUCAUGAACUGCAGGAGAAUGACCUCCUGCUCUUCGAAUGCAGUGGCAUUGGCUGCUUUGAUGUACGCAUCUUUGACUCGAGCGGCUCUGAGAAAGCGUCCUGUUUCUUCACCGAUAAAAAGGGCACCAACAUGCACAGACACUUUGACAACAUUAUGGGUCAGCAAGCUGAAGGACACUGUCUUUUGAGUGAUUCCAACAAUGCCAUUGUGCCGCUGUCGCAGCCGGUUGGGUCUCCUCACAAGGCCUCUACAUCAAAGAAACCGAUAAAAGAAGCUGAAUCUCCAAACAACAGCAACUAUCAAGAUAAGUGUGUGGUGGACGAUGAAGAAGAGGAAAGUGACAAUGAACACACUUACUCCAACUACUCCUACUCAAGGCUUGCAAGUCACCUAACUGCGGACGAACGAGAGCAAAUAUUUGGGUUGGCAUCAAUUCAACCACGCAAUCCUGUUUUUGUGGUGGUCCUGCAGAAGUCCCAUGUUCGUGGGGCGAAAAACAUCCUGAUUAUCCCCAGCAAGUUUGCAGCUGAACAUCUUGAGGGAAAAUCACACGAGGUGCUGCUUUUGAGGCCAAACAGCAAAGAGCAGUGGCAUGUCAAGUACUACCACGCAAGCCUCACCCGAGGCUUCAACGGCGGACGCUGGGUCAAGUUUGUCCGCGACAACAGUCUGUGCGAGGGCUAUGUCUGCAUCUUCGAGCUGAUGAGAGGCGCCAGGAAGGUGACGAUGACAGUUCAUGUCGUUCGGAAGGUCGAUGACCAGUUUGUUCUGCUGGGUUAGGUUCCGCAGUCAUGUGUUAGACUUAUGAGUAGGUGUUUUCUCUGCAGUUAUAAAUUGUGUCGCUAAGAACUGGACUAUAGUCUAGAAGUAGCUUGUUGUGCAGUG